Messenger RNA from Akanthomyces muscarius, 852 nucleotides. RefSeq lists its product as uncharacterized. The coding region runs from base 1 to 852 and encodes 283 amino acids. The record is from RefSeq and is a predicted model, not a curated record. Gene Ontology annotation, biological process: endocytosis. Lineage: Eukaryota; Fungi; Ascomycota; Sordariomycetes; Hypocreales; Cordycipitaceae. Gene Ontology annotation, cellular component: membrane; clathrin vesicle coat. The transcript has a single exon.
AUGGAGCUGCUCGAUCCCGCCACCGGCAAGGCCCUGCCAGCCGACGCCAUCCAGCGCGUGCUCUUCAUCGCCAACAAGGUCUACGUCUACAACAUCCCGCCCAUGGCCUCGAUGCGCGGCCACAACGCCGCCUCCUGGACCGUCGACCCGGCGCGGCAAAUCUUCACCGCCCGUCUGCGCGUCGUCGAGACCUCCUACGACUCCCCCUCGGCCCAGCAGCAGCUCAAGGUCGACGUCGUCCUCGAGGACCCCGCUACGGGCCAGCUCUUUGCCGCCUCGCCGUACGCCGACGCCGCCGCCGUGGAGCCCGCCGUCGACAGCUCCCGCUUCUUCGCGCUGACGGUGCGCGACGAGGCCGGGCGCAAGGCCGUGCUCGGCGUGGGCUUCGAGGAGCGGCCCGAGGCGUUUGACUUUAGCAUUGCGCUGCAGGAGGCGCGCAAGGCGCUGGGCUGGGAGACUAGCGGUGGUGAUGCGCAGCGGGAGGGGGAGAAGAAGUCGGCGGCAGCGGCGCCGCCGGCGCCGCACAAGGACUAUAGCCUCAAAGAGGGCGAGACCAUUACGAUAAAUAUCGGCAACAAGUUUGGCCGCAGAAAACAGCAGCAGAAGCAGCAGCAGGCUGAGGAGGCGAGCGGCCCCGCGGCGAGCUUGCAGUCUUUUGCUUUGGCGCCGCCGCCGCCGUCGAGUAGGGCCGAAGGGAGCAGCAGUCCCGGAGGAGCCGCCGCCGGCAGCAGCGCGGAUGGGGGUGGUGGCUUCGCGCUGCCGCCGCCGCCGCGCGCGCAAGAUGUAAAGUCGAAGCGCAAGUCGCUUAUGCAGAUGGGAUUCGAUGACGGGCAGUUUGGAGAGUUCGCGUAA